GGGCGGGGCCGCUUGGGCCUCCCCGUACCGCACCGCCGGGGCCGCGCCGCCUCUGCCGGGACCGCCCAAUCCAGCCCAGCCCAGCCCAGCCCCGGCGGACGGGAGGGGGCCGAGAGGGAGGAGGACGAGGAGAAGAAGAAAGAGAAAGAGGAAGGGUUGGGGGGUUCAUCCCCGCUCGCCGCUUCCCCCGAAGCACGCGCCAUGGCGGCCAACGAGGACCAGGAGAUGGAGCUGGAAGCGCUGCGCUCUAUCUACGAGGGAGACGUCUGCUUCAGGGAGCUGAGCCCCGUUUCCUUCCAGUACCGGAUAGGUGAAAGUGGAGAUCCCAAAGCCUUUCUGAUAGAAGUUUCUUGGCCAGAAACGUAUCCACAAACAGCACCAGUCAUAUCAAUGGAUGCUUUCUUCAACAACACAAUAUCUUCAGCUAUUAAACAAAGUAUAUUGGAUAAGUUAAUGGUAGAAGUUGAAGCAAAUCUUGGGACAGCUAUGACAUACACACUUUUUGAAUAUGCCAAAGAUAAUAAAGAGUUAUUAAUGGAAAAUCAGCCUGUUAACACUGUGACUUCAGUAAGCAAUAGUAUUGCAAUUGCAACUCCUGAUGUGCCAGCAAGUAAGAAAAAAGAUAAAAAGGAGCAGUUAUCCAAAACACAGAAACGAAAACUAGCCGAUAAAACAGAUAACAAAGGGGAGCUUCCACGAGGAUGGAACUGGGUGGAUGUAAUUAAGCAUUUAAGCAAAACUGGUUCUAAAGAUGAUGAAUAAAGGACUUUGGUACAAGGAAACUCCACCCUUUAAUACAGUGCAAUUUUGGGUCACCAUCUUUCUCAUAAUAACUUUUGUAUUUGUUGAAGUAAACAUUUUAUAAAGCUCAAUUUCCUAACUGGCAAACCUAGUCACACAAGUUUAUCUAGAGACUUUGUGGUCUUCUUUGGAAAACAAACAAACAAACUUGCCUUAAAUGAAGGUUAGAAUGUGACAAAAGAUAUAGAGAGCCAAUGUGGUGAAGUGAAUAGUGCUAUAUGCAGUGUUUAUUAAUUUAUAUUUUACUCUGUAAUAAAAUCCUGUUAUAGUGAACCCCAUGAUACUGUAAACACUUCUUGAUGUUCUUAUUCUAACUGAAGAAAAAAGCACUAUAACAGUGAUUGGUCACUUGACAGCAUAAUUCAUCGAAAUAAAUUAUUUCGUGGAAACAAGACCUCUGUCAUUUGUUUAUCCAAUAUGAACAUGGAAGGAGAACAUAGAAAUUAUUACAUUGCAAUACAGACUGGUCCCGUUUUCACUAGUUACUGGCUGAAAUAGUCAGUACUAACAAAAGCAAAACUAAAUGAUUUAGUUUGAUCAAAAAUGAGUGGUUAUAGCAGGAGUAUGUCUUCUUUAUUCUCUGCAGUAGUUAGUCUUUCUCCAGCGUGUAUCUUUACAGAAAUGUCUGUGUUUGAGGGGAAGAAAAAGUGUUUUCUUGCAUGUGUUUGAAUGAGUGUUGAGAUUUUGUAGCUCCUUCAUUGGAGAAAUGGGCAUUUUUGGGAAGGGGUUUGCUGACUGAGUGGUUGGUCAGUGAGAAGUCUCCGUUCUGCCAAAUGUGUUGGGAGAACUUUUUUUUUCCUUAUCUACUCUCUUGUAUCAGAAAGAGAAGUCAUCUUUACGAAAUGAACAGUUACUGAAUUAAAAAUGCCUUAAUGUCCUUCAUUAUUUUUGCUCGGUUUAAGAUGAUCUUU
Messenger RNA from Calypte anna (Anna's hummingbird), 1712 nucleotides. RefSeq names its product RWD domain containing 4 (gene RWDD4). Gene Ontology annotation, molecular function: protein binding. Bases 202 to 762 code for a protein of 186 amino acids. The record is from RefSeq and is a predicted model, not a curated record. Lineage: Eukaryota; Metazoa; Chordata; Aves; Apodiformes; Trochilidae. The transcript is spliced from 8 exons.